This is a messenger RNA of Anopheles coustani, 1316 nucleotides long. It is a transcript of the gene Fis1, whose product is annotated as mitochondrial fission 1 protein. Gene Ontology annotation, molecular function: protein binding. The transcript is spliced from 3 exons. Bases 100 to 546 code for a protein of 148 amino acids. NCBI's taxonomy places the organism in Eukaryota, Metazoa, Arthropoda, Insecta, Diptera, Culicidae. Gene Ontology annotation, biological process: peroxisome fission; mitochondrial fragmentation involved in apoptotic process; mitochondrial fission. The record is from RefSeq and is a predicted model, not a curated record. Gene Ontology annotation, cellular component: mitochondrial outer membrane; peroxisomal membrane.
UUCAACGUUGCAAAAAGAAAACAUUCACACUACAGCGUAUUACCGAAUAGUUCUAGUAUUAUUGUUGUCUUGUUAAAAAAGAAGUACCACGUAGCAACAAUGGAGGAAAUAUUAAACGAUUCUAUCAUCACAUCAGAGUUGGAGAAAUUCGAGAAAAAGUACAAUGAAGAAAUGCAAAAUGGUCCAGUCACAACAACAACACAGUUCGAAUACGCUUGGUGUAUGGUACGGAGCGACCUGGCGAGCGACAUGAAGACGGGUUUGGUACUGCUGGAAGAUCUGUACGUGAAGCACCCCGAAGGGCGACGGGACUACCUGUACUACAUGGCCAUCGGUCACACGAGACUGAAGGACUACUCGGAGGCUCUGAAACACGCCCAGGCAUUCCUCGAAAUUGAACCAAACAAUCAGCAGGUGAUAGCGCUGGAAGAGCUGAUAAAGAAGCGCAUGGAUAUCGAAGGACUGAAGGGUGUAGCGAAGGCCACCGGAGCGGCCCUGGUCGUCGGAGGUAUUCUUGGGUUGGGUUUUGCAAUGCUAAAGAAAUGAAAAUCGCCCUAAAAUCAACGCUCCGGUGCAGCCGUGCCUUGGUGAGGGUUGGCCAGUGUCCCGAUGUAGGCACUAUUGUUCCGUUUGUAUAAAGUUAAGCUAAACCAGUGCACCGUUGGGAGGUGGAGUACCUUGGCAUGAACUCACAGGCAGCAUAAAUUGGUUUGGAAGAUGAAACGUUCGCUUUCUUAGGAUUACGAUUAGUUUCAAUAGAAUAUUAAUUUUCACGUAUCGUUGAACUUAUCUACACUGAUUGUCAGAGGCGACAAGUCGCGCAUUUUAAUUUGUUUCGGUGGUCAAUGAUGUCAGUCGAUGUUUCCAGCUAUUGAAGUGACCAAAUCAAAAAGGAUUCUUUCAAUCGAUACAACACAGUAAAGAUCUUUAGUUGGUAGGUUUAUCCGAUGUGCAAAGAAGGCAAAUAAAAGCGCACCGUAAAAUGUAAGACCCAGUAUCAAUUGACUUUUACACGUAAAGGUGUUUGUUUCCUCAAAUUUAACCACAUAUCCAUUCAAUUAUAGAAAGUGUGCAGGCCAUAAGAAUUAAACACGGUACGGUUAAAUAUCGAAUGGGUUGAAAUUAACACCAGCAUCGAAUUGUUCUAAGUACUGCAGCGGUAUGAACCGAUUCACUGUGGAGGGUUUUCAAACUUAAGUUCUGAUGUAAUUAAGGCAUCGCAAGAAACUUUCUGAAAUACACUGGAGGAAAGAGUGCGUUACAAGAUAUUCUGAAUAAAAUUCCUGUAUAUUUUAACUAGAUUUGUUGUACCGAAA